AACUGAAAGAGCAGUUUUCCGGUUUCGUUAUAAUCAAGGAAACAGGAAAAACUAGAAGUUUUGGUUAUCUUUUUGGAAUCACAACUUCUAUUGAUCAUGCCAGCUAUAUGUACAAGGUGUGGUUGGAGGGGUUUAGGGAUGAUUUCUUUGUUUGUCAUCAGUACUUGUUUGGCUUUACUUGGAAUCAUCUCGGUGAUAUAUGGGAUAAUGUUAAUGUUGAAUGGCGGAGCCCUUAGAAACCCUGAUAUAAGUCCAGUCCUGAACAGCAUCACAAUGGGUUCACUUAAACCUGGAGUCCUAAUCAGCAUCCUGCCAAUAUUGCUGAUUGUUAUUGGAGUGAUAACAUUACUAGGAGCUGUUCUGGGUUUACUCAUAACAAUAUUAUUACAGAGGAAGGUUUUCUUAAUUAUAUGCUCUAUUCUGAGUUUCGUGGUAUGUUUGGGAACCAUAGUCAUUAUUGCUCUGUUUAUCUCCGGAACUCAGAUCAGUAAAGAACAGAUGGUUGAAAGACUGCAGGACAACUUUACAGAUGUGUCAAUAAACAGCAGUAAUGAACUGUCUAAUGCCUGGAAUGUAAUGUUUCUGGACUUGGACUGCUGUGGAGUAAAUGCUGUAAACGGUACCACUAAUGAUUUUGACAAAACUCCUUGGUGUACAACUAAAGGUGACUGCCAACAAACAAAUGCUGAAAUUCCAAAGACCUGCUGUGUCAACGUCACAGAAAACACAUACUCUGCAGCCUCUGACAAAUGUUAUUCAGAAGUCAUCAAGAGAACCUAUAAACCAAAGGGAUGUUUCGAGGUAAUAGAAGUUCAAAUCAGUGCCUUCUCUUCAACUAUUCUCGGCGUUGGAAUACCAAUUUUAUUUCUAGAGAUACUUUGCGGUAUUCUUGCUGUCGUAUUAUGUUUCAAAGAUGAUUUCCUGAAUCCAGAAGGAGCCAGUUUUAAAGAAAUUUGCAGGUCGUUUUGCAACCCUGAACAGAAACCUAGUCAGGGAAAUGAACAAGAAUUGCAAGAAAUGGCACCACUUAAAUAAAAACAAGGAUUCAAUUUAUGAGAGGGUAAUUAUAACUCAGUCUACCUGUGUCUUUUUGCAUUUCCUUUCAGUUUGGACGAGAAUUAUUCGAAUACAAAAAGGAUUUGUUAUCAGUUUUUGCCAGUUAAUAGAGUGUUUUGGAGGUGAGGAAAACCAAAAAAGUUGGGAAAAAAGAGGAAGUAUACAGAAUCACUUGAUAUAAUUUUUGAAAUUUAUGAACAUUAUAAAUUAAGUAGAUCCUAUGUAGAAUAUGUAGCAGGGCACAUUUUUCACAUUUCGAAAAAAAGAAACAUUUGUAAAGAUAUAAAUCUUAAUGUGCAGGUUCUUUAUUUGGUAACAAUAAACUUAAUAUUGAUCUAAAUGAACGGUUCGUCUCAUUGUUAUCGUAGUUUUCUAUUUUUUUUUGUAAGAGGUUGUUAAAUAAAUAGAGGAUAUUCAAUGUUUUGUAGAUGAAUAUGGAAUUAAUCACACGAGUGGGACAAAUUUUUUCUUUUAUAUUUUCACGAGUGCGAAGCACGAGAGAAAAUACACAAAAAUCCUGUCUCAAGAGUGAAAUAAAUUCCAUAUUCAUCAACAAAACAUUGAAUUUUCUGUUUAUUACAUUUUCAUUGAAUUUCCCUUAGUCUUUUAUAAAACGGUGUCAUAUACUGUGACGUCAUAGGUAAGCGGUUGAGACGUCAUGAGAGAUUGAAAAACUUUGUAAACAUUGAUUUUUAUCAACGUAUUUGGAGAAACUUUGGUAGUUUUAGUAUCUGUCAGGAUGGUUCAUUUACUUUCUCUAUCUUAUGACAGGCAAGGGAGUUUUUUUU
Saccostrea echinata is the source of this 1844-nucleotide messenger RNA. Its product is annotated as tetraspanin-9-like. The coding region runs from base 97 to 1035 and encodes 312 amino acids. The transcript has 8 exons. Gene Ontology annotation, cellular component: membrane. The record is from RefSeq and is a predicted model, not a curated record. NCBI's taxonomy places the organism in Eukaryota, Metazoa, Mollusca, Bivalvia, Ostreida, Ostreidae.